Molecule: messenger RNA, 2151 nt
Organism: Prinia subflava (tawny-flanked prinia)
Lineage: Eukaryota; Metazoa; Chordata; Aves; Passeriformes; Cisticolidae
Product: C-C motif chemokine 21-like
Exons: 4
Coding region: 95-439 (114 amino acids)
Biological process (GO): immune response
Cellular component (GO): extracellular region
Molecular function (GO): chemokine activity
Source: RefSeq, a predicted model, not a curated record
GGAAUCCAGGGAUAAAUAGGAGCAGCCUCAGCACGGGACAGCAGUGCGUGUUCUGCUCCCAAGCCUUGUCCUGCUCAGCGCCCGUGGCAGCACCAUGGCUCUCCGCCCCUUCCUGCUGCUGCUGAUGCUGGCUACCAUCCUCAUCAGCCAGGCUCAAGGCAUUGGAAGCUCAGCCUCAGACUGCUGCCUGAAGCUCAGUCAGAAAUCCAUCCCCAAAGGCGUGGUGACAUCCUACCGCCUCCAGGGACCCGAGUCGGGAUGUUUGCUUCGUGCUGUCGUGUUCACCACCAAGAAGAACAGGAAAAUCUGUGCCUCUCCCACGGACAGCGCUGUCCAGAAGAUGAUGAAGUACCUGGACAAGAAGGCCAAGAAUGGCAAGAACAGGAAGAUGGGGCAUCCCGGGGGCAGACCCAAGAAACAGAGGCAGCAGCGGGUCUAAGUCAGGCCUGAAGAGGACGGAUGCCUUCCCACUGGUGACUGACCCACGGCCCGGCAAUGGACAUACGCAAACCACACACCCACCCACCCGCCAACCAUGGGCGGGGAUGGGGCAGGCUGGGGAGGAUUCCCUCUGCCCCGCCACCUCUUUGUUGCUGCUAUGCCUGACAAGAGAUCCCCCAGCACUUACAGUGCCUGGGUGCUCUCAGCAAAGCAGGCACCCAGGUCGUCACUUGUCCCGCAGCCAAAUAAGUGGGGACCUGGGCGUGGGAGCUGAGCCAUGGCCUCUAGAGGGGACAGGCUUCCCACUGAAGGGGAGUUAUUUAGCCUAGUAGGAUGGAUGCUUUUUCUAUGACUUUUUUGGGGGGAUAUCAUACACUUGUAUUUAUAUUUGAAAACUGUGCUUUCAUUCAGUCUUCCUGAAAGUCUUUCCUUCUGUCUUCCUUGUGCUUCACAAAGUAGCCUUUAUGCUGCAGGCUAGAUUUUCUGGAAAAUUUCUCUUAUUUUUCUACUAAAUGGCUGCAUUUUAUUUUCCUCUCAUCUCUUUGCUCCUUCUUGGCUUGCAAGGCUGUGGGGAGCUAGGCAGGUCCCAAGUCCUGUGGUCCUACUUGAGCUGCUUGUUGGGCGCUUCUUUGCAGAGCGAUUAAUAGCAGCUAAGAUGGAGAGUUUUGGGGUAAUAGUGGUAACAGGGUAGCUCUGUGUCUGGACUGUUCUAAUCUUUCAAGUUUUAUGGUGCACUGUUGCAUUGUAGUUUGGAUAAAGAUAGCCACAAUUUCCGCCCCCCUUUUUUUUAAAUUUUCUUUUUUAGGUACAUUUCCAUGAAAUCAGAACUAAUUGUUCAAUUUAGUGGAAUUAUACCCUUUUAGCUCCCCUGGCUACAAAAUUGCAAUCAAAUCAGAACAAAUUGUUCGGUUUAGUGGAAUUUUACCCUUUUUUUUUUUUUACCCUGGCUUUGCUUGUGUCAGGAAUUCAGACACUAUUAAGACAAAUGCUUAGUUUUCUAGGGGAAAAAAAAGUGCACCAGCAACUCCUUUAUACUUAUUUACCAAAUCCGAAGAGCCCACAUAGUGAAAAACACAUGUGAGGCCAUGAAGAUGGAGGAAUAGAAGAUUUUGUAAAAUUCAUUGUAGACAUCCUGCAGCCAUUUGAGAGCAACUCUAUCCCAAACAUUUAGUGAGAGAAGUCACUAAGUAGAGGGCACCUUUAGGUGAGAAUGCAAGUUGAGGUGGGACAGACCCCUGGGACAGGGUUGGGUGGAAAAUGGCAUCUCCCUGUGCUUGCAACCUGUUUUCCCUGGCAUGCUGAGAAGCAGCAAAUAAAACAGCUGUACUAGAGCAUCACUGCUAUCUGCUUGCAGAGAUUUUGAAUGUGGACUUUGGUCAGUAAAGGUCUAUUAAGUCAUAUAAAUGCAAUAAUAGGAUUUGCAGAGCUUAACAGUAUCAGUGCGCGCUGUGUGUUUGUUGGAGUAAAGCUUGUAGCUGAGUGUUUCUACCAAAUACAUAUGUGGCUUGACUGCUUUAUUAAGAGGGCAUUUAGGUCUAUCAUUUUAAGGCUGUGUAAAGUAACUGUGAAGUCCAAGAUAGCGGCCCUGAGCAAGGGACAGGCACUGAGCUGUCUCCUUGCUGCUGCCUCCUCCACAUUGAACUUGUGGCUGUCUGCCAGACCGGCUUUUGGACAGGAUGUUGGCAAUAAAAUGUAUUCUUUAUAACCAAA